CCUGGGUGGCGGGACGGCGGCCGGGUCUCGGAGGGACCCUUGCAAGGGGGUGGAGGCUCGGGGCCAGUGCCCCAGCGUAGCCUCGGCGGGGGAGGGAGCCGUCUGCAGGACCCUGGCAUCCGGUCUCCCAGCCUCCGCCCUCCCCUGGGACCCAGCGGCCUCCCGCCCACAGCUUUUCCCAGCCCUGCCCCUCGCCCUCCGCUCCAGCCAGAGCACAGACGUUCCCAGGAUCCGUGAGCCUGGGGCCCGAGGCACAGGACUCUGGCUUCUGCCACUCUUGCUCUCUUGGCUCCUCUUUGUCUCAACCUUUCCAUCUUCUUUUCUAGAUUCUUUACUUGUUCCCCUCUCUCUGUCACUUUGCCUGUAAUCUCCCUCCAUAUUAGUGGCUCCGGGGGUCCCUCCUAGAUGUAGACUGGUCCCCUAAUUCCCAGCACCCCAUUUGUGAAUUUGGGCCGUGAGAAGGCCUGUGGGUCCUCUACCCAAGAAGGGGACUUUCUGCAGGUGGUCGCUGUGUCACUCAGCCAUGCCUGAGGGAGCUCGAGGACUGAACUUGUCCAAACCCAGCCUCGGGUGUGGCCACAGAGGCGAAGCCUGUGACUGCCCAGCUGUGUGUGAGACUCGGACAGCCCCUGCCAUGGCCUCUCCAAGAGGUUCUGGGAGCUCCACAUCCCUGAGCACAGUAGGCUCUGAAGGGGACCCAGCCCCAGGGCCCACCCCAGCCUGCUCAGCCUCCAGGCCAGAGCCCCCACCAGAGCCCCCUAUCCGCUUGCAUCUGUCACCUGUGGAGAUCCCGGGUUCAGCAAAACCCUCAAGGCUGGAACGUGUGGCCCGAGAGAUUGUGGAGACAGAGCGGGCUUACGUCCGGGACCUCCGCAGCAUCGUUGAGGACUACCUGGGCCCUCUGCUGGAUGGCGGUGUCCUGGGGCUGAGCAUGGAGCAGGUGGGCACAUUGUUUGCCAACAUUGAGGACAUCUACGAGUUCAGCAGCGAGCUCUUGGAGGACCUGGAGAACUGCAGCAGCGCCGGGGGCAUUGCUGAGUGCUUCGUGCAGAGGAGCGAGGAUUUUGACAUCUACACUUUAUACUGCAUGAACUAUCCCAGCUCCCUGGCCCUGCUGCGGGAGCUGUCACUGUCCCCGCCAGCAGCCCUUUGGCUGCAGGAGCGCCAGGCCCAGCUUCGUCACUCACUACCCCUGCAGAGCUUCCUACUGAAACCUGUUCAGCGCAUCCUCAAGUACCAUCUGCUACUGCAGGAACUAGGCAAACACUGGGCAGAAGGCCCAGAUGCUGGAGGCCGUGAGAUGGUGGAGGAAGCCAUUGUGUCCAUGACAGCAGUUGCCUGGUACAUCAAUGACAUGAAGCGGAAGCAGGAGCACGCAGCACGCCUCCAGGAGGUGCAAAGGCGGCUAGGAGGUUGGACUGGCCCAGAGCUCAGUGCUUUUGGAGAGCUGGUGCUGGAAGGCGCUUUCCGAGGUGGCGGAGGGGGUGGCCCCCGGCUUCGAGGGGGUGAGCGGCUGCUCUUCCUGUUCUCACGGAUGCUGCUUGUGGCCAAGCGCCGGGGGCCGGAAUACAUGUACAAGGGCCAUAUCUUCUGCUGCAACCUGAAUGUGAGCGAGAGUCCCCGAGACCCUCUAGCGUUCAAGGUAUCCGACCUGACCAUUCCCAAGCACAGGCACCUGCUUCAGGCCAAGAACCAAGAAGAAAAGAGGCUGUGGAUUCACUGUCUGCAGCGUCUCUUCUUUGAGAACCACCCUGCCUCCAUCCCAGCUAAGGCAAAACAAGUCCUUCUUGAAAACAGCCUGCACUGUGCUCCAAAAAGUAAGCCUAUCUCAGAACCCCCGACACCCCCACUUGGGUCUCCUAGACCUCAAGAUACUAAAAGUUUCAUCCCUGGCCAGAGGAACACAGCACCGUCUCCAGGGCCCCCCAGCAGCCGCCGUGGUCGAAGGCAGUCGGAGCCAGUGAAGGACUCUUUCGUUGGGUUUCCACAGAACGCUAAACCUAUAUUCAAGCAUGCUGGCAGUGAAGGGGAGCUCUAUGCCCCCUCAGAAUCACAGCCACUAGUGUCAGUUUCUGCACCCCCUGAAGACCUAGAGGAUGCCGGGCCCCCCACACUGGACCCCUCUGGAACCUCAAUCACUGAAGAAAUCCUGGAACUGCUGAAUCAGAGGGGCCUCCGGGAUCUGGGGCCAACCGCUAACGACAUUCCCCAGUUCCCUGGAGACUCCCAGGUGCCAGCCGACAGUGAACCUCUCACAUUCCAAGCCCUGCCCAGCCGAGACUCUUCAGAAGAGGAAGAGGAAGAGCUGGAGACAGAUGAGCGGGAACCUUCCCCGCUCCACGUCUUAGAGGGGCUCGAGAGUUCCAGUGCCACUGAAAUUCCCGACAUUCCUGGGCUUGCCAAGAUUCCUGAUGUACCCAGCCCCCUUGAAAUUCCCAAAGUUCCCCACCAUCCCAGUUUCUCUGACAUUCCCAGUGUUUUUGAAAUGCCCUGCCUUCCAGCCAUGUCUGAUGUCCCCAACAGCCCCAGUCUUUCGAAUUCUCCCACCCUCCCCUGUGAUUCCUGGUUCCCCAGACCUCUGCAAGAGCCAGCUGAGGCACUGACCACCAGGAGAGAACUGUUCCCAGGAGACAGUGCUGGGAAACUGGGAGAGCCCACCUCAGGAAGCAGAAUUGAGCAGGCUGAGGAGGGAAAAGGGGUCAUGUUCCCAGAUUUCCAGCCCCAGGAUAUUGCCCAAGCUCAGGGAUUUCCAGGUGAGCUGGAAUUCCGCUCUUGCUCAGAAAUCCGGAGUGCCUGGCAGGCGCUGGAGCAGGGGCAGCUGGCCCGGCCAGGCUUCCCAGAGCCACUGCUGAUCCUGGAAGACUCGGAUCUGGCUGGAAGCAGUGGGAGUGGGAAGGCAGGAGCCCCGCAUUCAGAGCGGGCAGCAUCCCGUGUGCGAGAACUGGCCCGGCUGUACAGUGAGCGGAUCCAGCAGAUGCAGCGUGCUGAAACUCGGGCAUCAGCCAAUGCCCCCCGCCGCAGGCCACGGGUCCUGGCCCAGCCCCAGCCGAGCCCCUGUCCGCCCCAAGAACAGGCUGAGCCUGGAUCCCUUCCUGCCUUUGGACACGUGCUGGUGUGUGAGUUGGCCUUUCCGUUGACCUGUGCCCAGCAGUCUGUUGCCCUGGGCCCUGUUGCCCGGAUUCAAGCUGCCAUACCCUUGACUAAGGAGAGAGGCUACCUGGAUGGCCAGAGUCUAAACAUUUCAGAUUUGCCUGAGCAGAGCCAACUGGACAUCCACAUUCUGGCCCCUCCUGCCUUGCCUGAGCAAGGAGCACUCCAGAAUGCCCCAGCCCCAGCCACAUCACCCAAGCAAGGAGGCCCUCCAGAUGUGCAUCGCCCAUCUGUUUCAGCUUUGCCUGAUCAAAGCCACCUGGAGAUCCAAGUUCAAGCUGCCACUCCUCUGCCUGAGCAUAAAAGUGACGUGGAUACACAGGUUUCAUCUACCAGCUGCUCUUCUGACCAAGGAUGCCAUGUGGACAUCCAGAUUCCAACCACUCCAGCCAUCCCCAAGCAGAGAAGUUGUUCUGAGAUCAUAGUUUUAGCCACCACCCCUUUCUCCAAGCAGGAAGGCCACCCGGACAGCCAGAGCCCAACCAACAUCACAGGGGCUGAGGAAGGAGGUUCUAGGGACGAUCUCUGCCCUGCUACUGACCAUGGCCAACCCAUCAACCCUUUGUUGAGGCGUGGAAGCAGCCUGGACUGUCAGAUCCCAUCCAGCACCCCUCUGCCCUUGUCACUUGACCUCCCAGACAUUCCCAUCCCAGGUGCCUCAGCUCCGCCUGAAGGGGGCGGGUACCUGGAAUGGCAGAUUCCACGGAGCUCUCCUCUGUCUUUGUCUCAAGACCUCCUGGAUGUUCAGGUUCCAGCUGCCACCCCUUUGUCCCAGCCCCAAGGCCUCACAGACAUCCAAGCCCAAGCUCUGCCCUCUUUGCCCAAGCAGGGCCACCCCCCAGCCACACCGUUGCCUCAGGAGCAAGGCCUUGGAGACACUCAGGCCCCGAAACUCACACCUGUAUUGAGGCAGCAAGAAUUCCCAAAAGUCUGUGUUCCAGCUGCCACUUUACCUGAGCAAGGCAGGCCUUGGGACAUUCAAAGCCUGGUGCCCACCCCGGUUCAGACCACUGGGGUGUUACCUAAACCAGGAAGCUCCUUGGUCCCUCUGAUUGCCAGGUCUGAGUCUACAGACUUGACCCCACCUCACAGCCCCCCACCCCCCACCCAUCAGCUCCUGGGUCCCAGUGCAGCUGCCCUCUCAAGAUACCUGGCAGCCUCAUACAUCAGCCAGAGCCUGGCUCGCAGGCAGGGACCUGGGGGAGAGGGCCCCCCAGCCUCCCGGGGUCCGUGGUCCUCUGCUCCCACGUCUCGGGCACCUUCACCCCCAGCCCAGCCCCAGCCCCCACCACCUCCAGCCAGGCGGCUCAGCUAUGCCACCUCAGUCAGCAUCCAAGUGGGAGGUGGGGGGCGGCUGCGGCCCGCCAAGGCCCAGGUCAGGUUGAACCACCCUGCUCUCUUAGCCUCCCCACCAGGAGCCUGUGAGCCUUCACAGGACCCAGGGAGCUCCUGAUGCCCUUUCGGCACGUAACCUAGGACAUCAGGCUUCCCAAAAAGCAAUGACUUCAACCAGUGCCACAUGCUCCCAGAAUUUCACCCAGAAAUCCUGACGUGGGUCUAGAGGUGGGUGCAGCUUUCCAGCCCCUCAGACCUGUUUUCAAACUUAGCCCUCCUUGCUUUGAUCCAAUAGGGAUGGGGAAGGGGCAUCAUUAGUAUUUUGUUACUAUGGAAUUCUGUGUGUUCCUCUCCUGGAUGUGUAUGGGGGAGUGUUGACAAGAUGUAAUGACUGUGAAGAGCUGAUACAGUAUGCUGACUGAUUUUGAAAAUUUGGGAGCUCUCAAAAGUCUGAGAAUUACUUGCAAUGGACCUAGUCAUUUCAAGGUGUAUAAUUUCAAGGCAUUCACAAACUGCUCACUGGGAAAUCCAGGUUAAAUUGUUCUCCAGAUGUGGCUCAGUGGGAGGCUAGUUGCCAACAAGUGCUCGGUGCUGGGUUCAUACCCAGUGCUAAACAAACAAAAGACUAUAAUCCCAGCACGCAGGAAGCUGACAGAGGAGGGUCCCUGUGAGUUCAAGGCCAACCUGGACUACAUAGUUAAGACCCAAUCUCAAAAAAUGAAAAGUGGGUACAAGGUGGGGUACACCAGGUGGACACCUUGAAGUUCAUUUUCUUAGCAAGUCACCGAGCGUCCAGCUCUUCAUCUGUCUUCCCCUCUGGUGUGGAACUCUCCAUCUUCCAAACUACUAUUUUAACCUAUGUGCUGUGCUUAGCUAACUAUCUCCACUACUUUAUUCUUCUUCCAUCUUUGUCCCAUCUGUUCCUCCAUCAGCCCCCUCAUCCAUCAUUCUACCUGUCCAUCUCUGCCCCGCACCAUCCCUUUCUCUCCACAUUUCCAUCUCUCAUGUACCUCAUUCAUCUGCUUCCAAAUCCAUGGCCCAUCUGUCCCUCUUUUGGUUUCUGGAUCUUGGUGCUACAGAACUUUGGAGAUAGUUCUAUGGUGACACCCAGGUGGAUCAGACGUGGGGCUUUGGUUUCCCUUGGCAGUCCCCCCAUCCACCCAUACUCAUGAAUAUCCCAAUUCUUGUUCCCACCCACACAUCACAUCCUUGGGCCCCUCCUUUAGAGCCACAAUUCCUCCUCACCAUGCUCCCUCCCACAAAAUAAUUCAGAUUAUAGACAAAAGGCUUUUAUGGUAGGACCCGCCUGUCCCCUCGUUCCUGCAGUGGUGGGCUGUAAGGAGCAUAAUUUAAGCAGUUUAAUGGUGAUAACUGCUUCUGUCAAACAUCUUGUGCUUUAGGGCACUAAUCUUCCCUAUAGUUUGCUAUCAUGGUGAAUUUAAGUUUCAUCUUUUCUCCUUGGUGUGUGACUUCCUCUCUGAGCCUGUUUUCUUGUGUAUGACAGUUCCUGUCUCCUGGGAGUGACCCCAGCAUUCAGUGAGCAUACUCUCACUUGCUAGAUGUACUUGGGGCCUCUAGCUUAGCAGGGAAUCCAUUCAGAUCACAGGGUCCCUUGUACCAGGGCCCUAUGGAAUCAGAACCUCCAGGGCCAAGCCUGGCAAUCUGAAUGUUAGCAACUGGGUAAUGACAAAAAGCUGAGUGAGAACUAGCUGCAUACCAUGAGCAUUCCAGUCAGUUUUCUGUGAACUUAUUCAAUUUGGGUCUUCACAAUAUCCCUAAAAGGCAAGUGAGGGCGUUUUUGUUGUUUUUGGUUGGUGCUGGAAUCAAACCCACAGCCCCAUGUAUGCUAGACAAGGGUUCUCACUGAGCUGUACCCCCAGCUCCCUUGAGGAUGGCUUUAAUAGCACCAGGCAGGAGGCAUGGAGAAAGGGACCUGCCCAGUCCCACAACCAGGAGAGGACAGAACUGGACAAAGCCCUGCAACCUUGCUCAGGUUGGUGCUCUUAACCAUGUUGAGUGCCUGUCCAGUACCAAGGUGGUAUUCCCACCAGAGGCUCAAGGGAAGCUUGUAGCCUGUUCCCUGGGGCCCACAAGAUUCUGAGGCUGCGUUAGACAGCCAGCACAGGCCUGGCUCAAUAAAUGUUAGCUGGUGGUUUCUA
This is a messenger RNA of Cavia porcellus (domestic guinea pig), 6644 nucleotides long. RefSeq names its product pleckstrin homology and RhoGEF domain containing G2 (gene Plekhg2). The record is from RefSeq and is a predicted model, not a curated record. The transcript is spliced from 18 exons. Gene Ontology annotation, biological process: regulation of actin filament polymerization. The coding region runs from base 524 to 4603 and encodes 1359 amino acids. Gene Ontology annotation, molecular function: guanyl-nucleotide exchange factor activity; small GTPase binding. NCBI's taxonomy places the organism in Eukaryota, Metazoa, Chordata, Mammalia, Rodentia, Caviidae.